Danio aesculapii is the source of this 2879-nucleotide messenger RNA. Its product is annotated as cytochrome P450 2F2-like. Lineage: Eukaryota; Metazoa; Chordata; Actinopteri; Cypriniformes; Danionidae. Gene Ontology annotation, molecular function: iron ion binding; oxidoreductase activity, acting on paired donors, with incorporation or reduction of molecular oxygen, reduced flavin or flavoprotein as one donor, and incorporation of one atom of oxygen; heme binding. The record is from RefSeq and is a predicted model, not a curated record. Gene Ontology annotation, biological process: xenobiotic metabolic process. Gene Ontology annotation, cellular component: cytoplasm; intracellular membrane-bounded organelle. The transcript is spliced from 9 exons. The coding region runs from base 126 to 1601 and encodes 491 amino acids.
UUGUAUCAGUUGUUUGCCAGAAUGUUGCAAUAUUUCCACAAGCCCCUGAUCUAGAGUGGUCCAGAAAGCCCUGUCUGCUACACAAGCUCGUUUCGCUCGUGUUAAACUGAGGCGCAACAGUAAGCAUGUUCGAGUUUUCGGUUCUUGUUUUAAUAUGCAUCUUUCUCGUCCUUUUCCUCAUUCGUAUCCAGAGGCCGAAGAAUUUUCCUCCUGGACCUCCUCCUGUUCCUAUAUUUGGAAAUCUGCUUCAGAUCAACCUGGCUGAUCCUUUAAAGGAAUUUGAAAGGCUUGCAGAAAAAUAUGGAAACAUUUUCAGCCUGUACACUGGAUCGAGGCCAGCAGUUUUUUUGAAUAAUUUUGAAGUUAUCAAGGAAGCUCUGGUUACCAAAGCUCAAGACUUCUCAGGACGACCUCAAGAAUUAAUGAUCAGUCAUCUCACGGGGAAUAAAGGUGUUGUGUUGGCUGACUAUGGACCUCUUUGGAAGGACCAUCGACGCUUUGCUCUCAUGACCCUGAGGAAUUUUGGUCUGGGGAAGCAGUCCAUGGAGGAGAGAAUUAUGGGGGAAAUUUCACACAUUGUUGAUUUCCUUGACAAGAACACAGGGAAAACGGUGGAUCCUCAGAUUAUGUUCCACAAUAUUGCAUCAAAUGUUAUAAACCUGGUUCUGUUCGGAAGCCGUUUUGAUCACAACAAUGAAUUUCUUCGGGGCUACAUUCAGCGCAUUGCUGAGAAUUUAAGGAUCCUCAUUGGACCCUGGAACAUGAUAUACGACACAUUUCCUGUAUUGAGAAUCCUGCCCCUGCCUUUUAAAAAAGCAUUUGAUAAUGUAAAAAUAAUAAAAAGUAUGAAUCGAAAGCUGAUUGACGAACACAAGAGCACAAGAGUCCCAGGAGAGCCGAGAGACUUCAUCGACUGCUAUCUGGAUGAGCUUGAUAAGGUAAAAAAUGAUGUUUCCACUUUUUCUGAAGACCAGCUGAUCAUGAACAUUAUGGAUAUGAGCUUUGCAGGGACCGACACCACUUCUAACACCCUCCUCGCUGCUUUCCUCUACCUCAUGAACCACCCAGAGGUGCAAGUAAAAUGCCAGCAAGAGAUUGAUGAUGUUCUGGAGGGUAAAGAUCUGGCGUCGUAUGAAGACAGACACAAUAUGCCGUACACACUGGCUGUGAUUCAUGAGGUUCAGCGCGUCGCUAACAUUGUACCACUAAGUGUCUUGCACUGCACCACAAGAGACACCGAGCUAAUGGGAUACAACAUCCCAAAGGGAACUGUAAUCAUUCCCAACCUCACUAUCGUCCUAAAAGAAGAAGGUCAGUGGAAGUUUCCUCAUGAGUUCAACCCAGCAAACUUCCUGAAUGAGCAGGGCCAGUUUGAGAAGCCUGAAGCCUUCAUACCCUUCUCCGCAGGUCCUCGUGUGUGUCUUGGUGAAGGACUGGCCCGUAUGGAGCUUUUCUUGGUUUUUGUUGCUCUACUGCGGCGUUUUCAGUUUGUUUGGCCUGAAGAUGCUGGGAAACCAGAUUACACCCCUGUAUUCGGGCUCACCAUGACAUCCAAACCCUACAGAAUGCACAUCAGGCAGAGAGACACAGUUAAACAGUGAAUCUUGAUGCUGGGUAUAAAGUUUCAGAAAAUGAAUAACAGUCAGGUUAUAGUAGGUAAAAAAUUCAAUUCCCUUUCUUCAGAUGCUAUUUCAAACAAGAUGUUAGUCUUAUAAUGUUGAUAUACUAUGAAUCUUUUUCAUAAACUUUUGAUAUUCUGUCAUUUCUACGAACACAAUAAAGGUCUAAUCAGUCUGGGAUUUCUCUGAUGCAUUUCUAAAAUCAUCCCAGUUUUGUGAAAUCAUUUCUUUGCUCAGCUCUGAUGUUCACUUUAAAGAGAACAUCUGAAGAGAAACAUCUCAAAUCAAAUAACUACAAUUAAAAGACCUUUCAUUAUAAGUGAAAUAUCUUCUCUUAACAGUCACGAUGCUGAAUUUCUUCCACCGAGAAGUAGACUUAAACACCCAUACAGGAAAUAAAUGUACUUAAUAAUUUAAGGUAUUCUUUAAGGUUGUUGUUUAACAUUUAAACAUUUGUGACCGACAGCUAGACCCAAACACUCAAAAAUAGCAUGUCUAAAAGGUGCAUUGAUCAGAGUAUAACAAAAUCUGUUACGCAAAUUUGAUGUUGAAAAAUGUCUAUAGGGUUAAGAGAAUUAGUAUAUUAGACAUUCAUUUAAACAGACAUUAACAGUUCACAGUGGUUUCCAAAGUGGGAGGUCUUUUGGUGUUUCCAAAAAUAUCAUAUAUUAUUAAACUAUUAGAAUUACCAAAAUUAAGAUAUUACCAUAUUUUAUCCAUAAACUGCAGAAGAUAAAAAUAGUAUUCGAUGGAUACAUAAACAACAACAUGAGAGUAAAAAGCCAUCAGCCUUUCAAUUAUUUUACCAUUGGAUUGUGCCCCCUGGGGUUAUUUUGCUAGAUUAAUGACACAGUAAUAGUGUUAGUUGCAGCAGAUUGAUUUUACAGCACAACGUUAAACUUUGACACCUUUAUGGCACUCACGUCCAUUUAAAACCAUUGUGUGCAAUGUUUGUAUGUUUAUAACCACUUCUGAGGUUAGUGGGGGUUGCGAGUCACUGCAAUUGUUAUUUUGGGGGUUGUAAGCUGAAAAGUUUGGGAACCCCUCAUUUAGAAUGAUCGUACAACAGACCUUUUUAAAAGUACUCCACAGAUAUUUUCCAGACCAAAUGCUCUUCAGAAGUAUGUUAAAGGUGGUUAAAUCUUAUGAAACACUGGAUUUGUACUGGCAGCUAUAUAAUUGAGGAUAUCAUUAGUUAGAGAUAUAGUGACUGUCAGGAAUUUAUUUCUAAUGUUUCUCUAUGGAAUCAUUGUAACCAUU